UCCUCCUUCUCCUCGUCUUCCUCCUGUGUGUGUGUGCGUGUGUGUGCGCGCGUGUGUGUGUGCGUGCGUGCAGGGCAUGAACUACCUGGAGGAGCGUCACCUGGUGCAUCGGGACCUGGCGGCGAGGAAUGUCCUGGUGAAAACUCCAAACCACGUCAAGAUCGCCGACUUCGGCCUCGCCAAGCUGCUGACGGCCGACGAGAAGGAAUACCACGCUGACGGAGGAAAGGUUCCCAUUAAGUGGAUGGCGUUGGAGUCGAUCCUGCAGUGGACCUACACACAUCAGAGUGACGUCUGGAGCUUCGGUGUGACGGCGUGGGAGCUCAUGACGUUCGGCUCCAAGCCGUACGACGGCAUCCCGGCCAGCGAGAUGGCCUCGGUGCUGGAGAGAGGAGACCGGCUGCCCCAUCCCCCCAUCUGCACCAUCGACGUCUACAUGAUCAUGGUGAAAUGUUGGAUGAUCGACCCGUCCAGUCGUCCCACAUUCAGAGAGCUGAUAGUGGGGUUCUCAAAGAUGGCUAGAGAUCCAUCAAGAUACCUGGUCGUACAGGGCGACCUCCCCAGUCCGACAGACAGCAGGUUUUACUCUCGCCUGCUGAGCUCAGACGACAUGGAGGAAGUGGUCGAUGCCGACAAGUACCUGCUACCUUACAAAGGAGCGGGUCAUCAUGACACCCGUACCUGCCACGCCACGAACGGUCAUCCAGUCAGAGAGAACAGCAUCGCUCUGCGUUACAUCACCGAUCCGACUCACAACGCGCUGGAUAAAGAAGACUUCAGCGGCCACGAGUACAUGAACCAGAGUCUGAGUGGAACCAGCUGGAGCAGCAGGCUGUCGGAGGUUUUGAAUCCCAACUACGAGGACUUAAGCCUGGGCUGGGGCGCCGCCUCGCUCCCCUCCCCGCUGGAGGACCUGAAGUCUUUGGGACCCGAAUACCUGAACACCGCCCAAAGCUCGCUCCCCCUGGCCGCCAGCGACCGCCUUGACAAUCCGGACUACCAGGCCGACUUCCUGCCGCGGGCCACGCCCUUCACCGCUAACACCACCACUGUGACCGGGAACGGUCUAUUCCUCCCGGCGGCGGAGAACCUGGAGUACCUGGGUCUGGGUGCUGCACUGUACGCCCCCGUCCGCUAGGGGGCAGCAGCAUCCAGACAGUGGAAACCAAACUUUAGUCCACGGACGGUAUUUCAUUUAGCUGAUUUUAAAUGUAAAGUUCUACCGGCUGACUGAGCAGCAGCAUCUUCUGCUACACUGGAACACAAGCUGCACGCUAAGCGUUGCUCAACGGCACUCAGGCAGCAGUCACUGAGGAAGAGGAGAGUGUUUUUACUGUCGGGAUUCAAACCAACCUAACUCUGUGUCCUUGAACCUCUAAAGGGCUGCAUUCAUUGUUUCACAGCUGUUGAGACAAAACACUUAAGUUUCACCAGAUCAGGGAUUUGAAUCGGUCCGUCUGGGAAAGACGCUGCAGGACGGGACAGACAUCGGAGACAUGGACAAAGAAGCACAAUGAAUCCCUUCCUUCUCUUCCACUCCACCUCUCCUCUGCAGCAGCAUCAACUUGAGUUUGUUGGUCGACACUAAGAACAGGAGAACCAGAACCAGGACGUUGUGCGCAGAGGUCUGAAGAUGUGCAGAAGACUCACCAGAGCUGUGGUAGUCAUGUAGUGUUGAUAACAGAGGCUGGAAGGGGGGCAGUAGUCAGGGACACAUGACGGAUCCUCAGCUCCACCAGGAACCAGCAGCACGGUGGCGCCCCCAGCUGGUGGUGAGACGGCCCUGCAGCUGAACUCAGUCACAUUAUUAGAUAUUUUAAAAGCUGUUUCAGCGUUUAUGAGAUGUUCCUGUGCUGCUGUGAAGGAUAACCAGAGGGACUCACGUAGCUUCUGCUUGUUAGAGACCAAAUGAUGACAUCCUGAAGUAAAUGACAUCACUUCAUGGUGUUCAGCGUGCUGCCCAUCUUAAAAUGUGAGCUGUGCUUCCAUCUCCAUCUUCUCAAUAGUCAGACGCUCUGGUUUUAAAAGCUUCGCUGCGUGAGACGUGUUGAAGUGAAGGCGCAGUGACUCCAGGAGAACAGUCGUGUUCACAGACGAUCUGCUGUUUGAUGUUUGGUUGGACAUCGGACGUCACAGAUGUGAUGUCGCAGCAGGAAUUCUCUCUGUUUGUGUUUCCUGCUGUGGACGUUGUUAACGUUGUGGUGAACAGAGAAGAAGAAGAAGAAGAAGAGACUCUGCACACAGACGGGUGAGCGCUGGAAUAACUCUGUAGAUAUGAAGUGUGCUCACAUGUUGAUGAUUAACGAGCUUCUUGAACCAGUGAAACCUUCUGUCAACGUUUCACUUGAAACACGUGGAGCUGAGCUGUGACGAGUUAGUACUGAAGUGUGAAACGUUUGUUUUUCUGCCUUUACUUGAGGAGAAGGAGCUGUGAUCGGCUGUUAACGACCACUGCUUCUUCCUGUUUGUCUCUUUAGUUGCUGCUCGUCUUUAGAAAGCUCCAGAAAGUGUCACACAGCAGGGAACACCUUCCUACACGUUUAUUUAUACGCAUUGUUUAACUCACAGCGUUUCCAGGUUUUUAUGUGUUGAUUAAAAACGUUCAUAAAAACAA
Anarrhichthys ocellatus (wolf-eel) is the source of this 2614-nucleotide messenger RNA. RefSeq names its product melanoma receptor tyrosine-protein kinase-like. The record is from RefSeq and is a predicted model, not a curated record. The transcript has 7 exons. Gene Ontology annotation, biological process: protein phosphorylation; multicellular organism development; negative regulation of apoptotic process. The coding region runs from base 77 to 1138 and encodes 353 amino acids. Lineage: Eukaryota; Metazoa; Chordata; Actinopteri; Perciformes; Anarhichadidae. Gene Ontology annotation, cellular component: basal plasma membrane; signaling receptor complex; plasma membrane. Gene Ontology annotation, molecular function: epidermal growth factor receptor activity; epidermal growth factor binding; ATP binding.